Molecule: messenger RNA, 1572 nt
Organism: Syngnathus acus (greater pipefish)
Lineage: Eukaryota; Metazoa; Chordata; Actinopteri; Syngnathiformes; Syngnathidae
Gene: otud6b
Product: OTU deubiquitinase 6B
Exons: 8
Coding region: 169-1032 (287 amino acids)
Biological process (GO): protein deubiquitination
Molecular function (GO): cysteine-type deubiquitinase activity
Source: RefSeq, a predicted model, not a curated record
AGAAGAAACUUCGGAAGUAAGCCCUCCCCCACACAACGCGUUCUGUUUAUCGUCUCAUUAAACAUUUUAAACUGUAUUGUGGUCUGUCUGAUUUCAACCUUCGAAACAUAUAACAUGUAAUUUUAUGAAAAAUUUCCCAUAGCACACAAAAAAACGGAAUAUUUUAUCAUGGACGAGGAAGAUGUCGAAACGCCGGAGGAGAGGCUAUUGAAGCGGCAACGCAGGGAGAAGAAGGACCUGCAAGCCAAAAUCCAGAGCAUGAAAAACGGUAUUCCCAAAAAUGAUAAGAAGAGGCGGAAGCAGAUGACGGAGGAGAUCGUCACGAUGGAGGCAGAGUUGGAUCAGAAGCACAACGAGGAGCUGCGGCAACUCAUGUCUACAUCUAGCGCAAAGGUCCAAGAGGCAGUGAAUGGAGUGGAGGCGCUGACGGUUGAGGUGCAGCCUCGCAUCACCAAAGCCCAGAAGAGAAGGGACAAGAAGGCUGCCCAGGAGCGCGAGCGUGAGAGCAGGAUUGCCGAGGCCGAGGUGCAAAACCUGCAGGGUGAGCGCCACAUGGAGGGUGUCAAGCUGGCGGAGAAGCUGGCCGCGCGAGGUCUUCAGAUCAAGGAGAUCUCCUCUGAUGGCCACUGCAUGUAUCGCGCCAUACAAGACCAGCUGGUGCGGCGACAUGAGUUGAGCGUGAAGGAUCUGCGGUGUCAGACGGCGGCACACAUGCGGAGCCACGCCGACAACUUUCUGCCUUUUCUCAGCAACCCUGACGCGGGCGACAUGUACACAGCAGAGGACUUUGAGAAAUACUGUCAUGAUGUGGAGCACACAGUGGCGUGGGGUGGACAACUGGAAGAGCUCCAAGCACUGAGCAAAGUCCUGCAAUGUCCCAUCGAAGUCAUCCAGGCUGAUUCGUCGCCCAUCACCAUCGGCGAGGAGCACACCGGCGACGCCAUCACCUUGAUCUACAUGCGUCACGCAUACGAGCUGGGAGAGCACUACAAUUCCGUGGAGCGGCUCAAGGAGCCGGCUGACCACAGCUGAGAGACAACUCGGUCGCCCUCUGCUGCACAGUACGUGAAAUGCUGUCAUGGACAACUUCUGGGAAUCCUAAACAAAUACAGAUGAGUCGUUUUCCAAUUGUGACAUGUGGAUCUAUGUCCCUUCUGUUCAUCCUAGUUUUGAUUCAGAAACACAAAUAAAAAAAAAAAGCACUGCACUUGGUUUCUAUCUGAAAACAAAACUUGCAAUGUGCACAAAAUCUCCUCUAACUUAUCGCAAUUGUAAUAAAUUGGCGGCAAUGUCAACGUACGAGAGAUUUAGAGAGACCGUGCAUUUUUCUCUUAUUAGAUUUCAAUGUAAGGCUUGAGGAGUGCUAUUUCACCCCGUCUUCAAACUCGGGCAUCGCGUUCGGCCCGUGCACUACUUUUCUAGAGAGGAAGAGCGUGUUCCGCUCACGUUCAUUGCAUGUGACCGUUCGAACAUUCAGUGCGUUCGAUUUUGAGAUUCAGAGUGCACCAAAAAUGGAGUGCCAGUGCGCUCAGAUUUGCGUUACAAAAUCGGAAAUAAAAUGAACAGAAAGUA